AUGUCAUUUAUCGAAUGGCGAACUUUAUUUGAUGAUAUAUUUGAUGGUUAUUCUGAUGAGUGGACAUUAACUUAUGUUCAUAGAAAUGAUAAAAUUCAAAAUCAAAACCUUAAAAAUAAACGUAGAAUGGAAAGAACUGGAUACGCCAAAUUUUAUUGUUCAAAAUGUUGGAAUAGUUGGGCCUCAGCUAAAGCUAAAGUAGUUUUAUAUUAUCCGAAUGCUAAUGAACCACUCGGAAGAAUUACUUUACGAUUUUUUGGACAACAAUGUAGAAAAUGUUCUCGUAAUAAAAUUUAUUUUGUUAAUCCAGAAUUUGAUGAAGAUUGGAUUGAAUCAACUUUAGAAAAACUUUAUGAAAGAAUUGGAUGGUUUUGUUAUGGUAAAGAACGAUUAACAAAACCAAUAAAAAACGACCAACAAGCGAACAAUAUUGAAGGUCCUCAUGAAAAAGCACUAUGUGAAGCUUGUCAAUUAGGUUGUUGCGAUCAAACAUCGAUAAAAAAGAACUGUUGA
This is a messenger RNA of Rotaria sordida, 513 nucleotides long. NCBI's taxonomy places the organism in Eukaryota, Metazoa, Rotifera, Eurotatoria, Philodinida, Philodinidae. The record is from the annotation of a GenBank genome assembly.